Messenger RNA from Anopheles merus, 556 nucleotides. RefSeq lists its product as uncharacterized. Lineage: Eukaryota; Metazoa; Arthropoda; Insecta; Diptera; Culicidae. The transcript is spliced from 3 exons. The record is from RefSeq and is a predicted model, not a curated record. The coding region runs from base 129 to 542 and encodes 137 amino acids.
CAAGCAUUUGUUGUUGUCGCCCCAUUCGUAAACAACACGAUCGGAGGAAAACCUUUGCACAGCGCGGGAAACCACUGCAUCCGAUUUUUGUUCCUCCGAGUGAUUAAUUAUCGUCCCAUCCACCCAGCAUGCCGAAGCGAAAUGUAGCAUUCAUCAAACCGGACGAGCCCGAUUUUCUUAAACGAAUGAAGGCACAAAUCGGCUACCGGGAAGGUCCAUCGAUCGACGAUAAGCGUGAAGCGAUUGAAAACUUUGAUUCGGACUCGGACGACGAGGAAAAUGAAGACGAAAAGCCGCAAGUGGUUGUAGUAAAGGAGGGCGAUCUUACCGAAGCGGAAGCUGCACAAGCUUUCAAGGAGGAGAGUGAAAAACCUGCUGAUUUGAACCAAAAAAUUGUGUUCAAAGCGAGAAAAGCCAAAUCGGACAAACCGGAGGAAAAGCCAAAACCGAAGCCGGAAGAAAAGAAGGCGAAAAAGGCAAAACAAAAGCAGGAAAAGAGCAAACUUUCCUUCAACGACGAGGAAGACGAGGAAGAGUACUAAGGAAAGAGUAAGGC